Molecule: messenger RNA, 2783 nt
Organism: Bemisia tabaci
Lineage: Eukaryota; Metazoa; Arthropoda; Insecta; Hemiptera; Aleyrodidae
Gene: VGAT
Product: vesicular GABA transporter
Biological process (GO): amino acid transmembrane transport
Cellular component (GO): vacuolar membrane
Molecular function (GO): L-amino acid transmembrane transporter activity
Source: RefSeq, a predicted model, not a curated record
GGGCUGUUCGACAGGCUGCCUCUCCAAGUUUUGCAGGGGUGGCUCAACCCCACAUCCAAGUCUUCCAUAGUUAAGUUUAGUAGGUUCUUUUAAUUUUUAAGUCGUUCGUUUCUAACAUUCAUGUUUCAUGUAAGUGUUAAAUAUUUGUGCCUCCUCUGUACCACCGAAUAUAUCCUAAGAGCAACGCAGUAUUCAAGUAUCCCGUGUGAAGUUUCAAAAAUCGUGCGAUAAAAUUGCAAGGGCGGACAUGAAGUAAUCGAUAAGCCUAAACUCGUAUUGGUGCUUUUUGUAGGGAGUCUUUUUUUAUAUAGAAAAAUGAGUUGUAAAUCAAAUAUCCCUACUAAAUCAACAUUUUCUCAUUGAGAGUGAUCUUUUUGUUUUUAUGUCAAUUGGUACGAAGUGGAUGCGCUAUGCAAGGAGGACUUGUUAGAUUCAUUGCCGAGAGGUGAUGGAAAACGGCAUGAUGUGUUUGGCAAGUUGAUACCUGAAAAAAGAUAUUAUUUUUGUCGUUCUAUUAUAGUUUCCGUUGCGGCACGAUGACGUAUUUCGGACGAUUUUAUAUACCCCCGAUAAGUGCAGCGGUGAAUGUGGCAUGGGCGACGAUAAAAGCGGUCAUUCCGGAGGACAGCCCUUGCGUCGAACUUAUCCAAAAAAUGACGGGUCAGCGGACAGGUGAGGAGGCCGGAGGUGCCCAAGGCAAACAAGAGCCCAAUGAGCACGUCAAUUUCGCCCAGUUCAAUGGCCCCAAGGCAACCGACAACACGGAAAUGGCCACCAUGUCUGGCUACGGCUCGGCCGAUCGAGGCGACGAAGAUGGUUUCGGAGGCAAGCAAGUCAAUUUUUCCAAAUCCAGGGCCACUACAUUCGAGAGUGGGUGCAGCUUUGAUGAGUUCGGGGAGAGGGGCAGGCACAAGAUCAACGAAUGGCAAGCAGCUUGGAAUGUGACCAAUGCAAUUCAGGGAAUGUUCAUCGUAUCCCUGCCAUUCAACGUGCUCCGAGGAGGUUACUGGGCAAUCGGAGCGAUGAUAGGAACCGCGUACAUCUGCUGCUACACAGGUAAGAUUCUGGUGGAGUGCUUGUACGAGCUGGACACGAUGACCGGGGAGCGAGUCCGCGUGCGUGACUCAUACGUGUCCAUCGCGCGGGAAUGUUUCGGACCCUUGUGGGGCGCCAGGAUCGUCAACAUGGCUCAGAUGAUCGAGCUUCUCAUGACGUGCAUCCUCUACGUCGUCGUCUGCGGUGACCUCCUCAUCGGAACCUUUCCCGAAGGCGUCAUCGACACCCGGAGUUGGAUGAUGCUCGUCGGUUGCUUCCUGGUCCCUUUGGGCUUCCUAAAAUCUCUCCACCACGUCUCGACUCUCAGCUUCUGGUGCACCAUGUCCCACAUCUUCAUCAACGUCAUCAUCCUAGGCUACUGUUUGCUCGAGCUCCCCAGCUGGGGCUGGAGCAAAGUCAAGUGGACUCUGGACUUGGAGAACUUCCCCAUCUCCCUGGGCGUCAUCGUCUUCAGUUACACCUCUCAGAUAUUCUUGCCCACCCUCGAGGGGAACCUCAUCGACCGCUCCAAGUUCGACUGGAUGCUCGACUGGUCGCACAUCGCCGCCGCCAUUUUCAAGUCCCUCUUCGGCUACAUCUGCUUCCUGACCUUCCAGAACGACACGCAGCAGGUCAUCACCAACAACCUCCACUCGCCCGCCUUCAAGGGGCUCGUCAAUUUUUUCCUCGUAAUCAAAGCAAUACUCUCUUAUCCUCUGCCCUACUACGCUGCCUGCGACCUCCUCGAGAAGUCCUUCUUCAAGGGUCGCCCGGAGACCCGGUUCCCGACGAUAUGGCACAUGGACGGCGAGCUCAAGGUCUGGGGUCUCGCCUUCCGAGUCGGCAUCAUCGUCGGCACCGUUCUCAUGGCCAUCCUCAUCCCGCAUUUCAUCAUUCUCAUGGGUUUCAUCGGGAAUUUCACAGGUACCAUGUUGUCUUUCAUCUGGCCGUGCUAUUUCCAUCUCAAGUUGAAGGGGGAUACACUCGAGAGAAAGACUGUCAUCUUCGACUGUUUUGUAAUAUGUUUGGGCUGCCUUUUCGGGAUCAUCGGGAUUUACGACUCCGGCUCGGCGAUGAUCAAGGCUUUUGAAAUAGGACUUCCAUUUUAGGAACCUGGGUGUAGGGUUGUGCCUGCUUAUGAAUUGAUGAUGUACCUACCUAUUUAUUUUUUCUGAGGUGAGGUUCAUUUUAAAAAAAAACUAUACAAAGCUAAAAAAAUAGACGCCCCCUCCCUCCACAGGACCGUCUCAUUCAUUGGGUAGAAAAACGAGUUGGAUACCAAAGAAUAUCUCAUGUGAGAAAAAAUGAUGGAUUACUUCCUCCUGAUCUCGAGAAAACGAUGUACACACAAAUUAUGUUGUCAAUAGGUACCUAAAAUGAAAAAGUUGGGAAGAACACUCCACAACUUGAAUACUUCAAUUGAGGUCGAAGACAAAUAGCAAUCAUUUAUAAAAUAAUACAGUGUAGUUGCGGUUAAUUUGAUGAUGAUUCAGGGCGAUUUUAUAAAAUUCACUCUCUUCCUUUAUUUAUAUAAUUACCUAGAAAAAAAAGAAGAAAAAAUGCAUGCCUAGUACUCAUAUUCCUAAAAUGAUAGGAUCACACGUAUUCAGAACCAAGGAACUUGAAUGUGAACUUUCACACGGAGGAACAACUUUGAUUAUUCUGCCGCGGAAUAAAAUUUUCCCGGAUAAAACAUGUAUUUUUGAGGAAAGUUACGUAUGCAAAUUUUUCCUUGAAAUUUUCAGAUA